AGGAGAAGCAUUUCAGGAGAGAAAAAUCUGCAUAAUCACUGAUACAGUAGGUAAAGAAAGUACAGAACUUGACUUGUCAUCUGCUUAGAUCAGUUAAAAAAACUAAUAUCUUCUUUGCCAAUGUGUAUUACUACAUUUAAAUGUUCAAACCCACAUUGUCAUCACGCUGAUUCUUCCUCUGAUUCAUGAAAUGUUGGAAUAAACUUGUCCGAGUUUCCUUUGCUUUCUCUUCUUUGAAAGGUACAAAUUUCUCCAUAUCUGCUGUUCUAAAUGUUCCAGCCUUGUUGCCUUUUACUCCCAGAAAGAAAGAGAGUGAACCCUUCUCUGUCGACUCAAAGCCCAGUGUUUAUUAAAGCUCAUAUCCUGGAAACCCUUUGUUCUCGUGCACCAGCACUUGAGCUCUGCUGCAAUAGCAAUUCAGGUCACUCUAGUCAUUGUCUUUCAGGUGAUGAAGGUCAGCAGAAGGUGACACUGUAUAUAAUACAUAUCACUGCAGGUUACUGAGUUUGUCUGAAGUUAAGGAUUUAAACUGGAUUUUGAAGAAACACCUCCGAAAUUUUGCAAGGCAGCCAUGAUGGGCUCUAUUGGGACCCAAGAUGGUUUCUAUGGCAACGGUCUAUACGCUGUUGACCUCGUUCAGUGUCUUUUUCAGACAGCAGUCAGAGGACGCACGGUCGCAACGGCAGCGAUAAUAAUGGACUGAUCAACACACACAUGUUCAGAUUUAAGGGCCAUGGACACAGACAUCAUACCAAAAUUUUCCUCUAAAGAUGAGGAGAUUGACUUCUGGAAGACUCUGUGUCUUAAAUACAAGCAAGGCUGCCAGGAGGCUCAGGAGGAGCUGAUGGAGUUUCAGGAGGGAAGCAGGGAGCUGGAGGCUGAGCUGGAGGCUCAGCUGGGCCAGGCUGAGCAUCGUAUGAAAGACCUUCAUUCUGAGAACCAAAGACUGAAGAAUGAGGUGGAAAUACUUAAGGAGAGGUUAGAGCAUCAGUACUCCCAGGGCUACAAGCAGAUCUCCAUGCUGGAGGACGACCUUGGUCAAACACGUAGCAUCAAAGAGCAGCUCCACAAAUAUGUCAGAGAGCUGGAACAGUCCAACGAUGACUUGGAGAGAGCCAAAAGAGCCACGAUUGUGUCUCUGGAGAACUUUGAGCAGCGUCUGAACCAGGCCAUCGAGAGGAAUGCCUUCCUGGAGAGUGAGCUGGAUGAGAAGGAGUCUCUCUUGGUGUCUGUGCAGAGACUGAAGGAUGAAGCCAGAGACCUGCGACAAGAGCUAGCUGUGAAGGAGAGACAGACCGAUGUCACCAGGAUGUCUGCUCCCAGUUCGCCCACACAGGACAAUGUGAAGAUGGACACUGCAGUGCAGGCCUCAUUGUCACUUCCUGCCACCCCACUGAGUAAAGGUCUGGACAAGGCCUUUGCUAACCCAGCAGUUUUGUCAAACAUCUAUGGCAGCAACUCACCGCUGACUCCCUCUGCCAGAAUAUCAGCCCUGAACAUCGUCAGUGAUCUACUCCGCAAAGUAGGGGCUCUGGAGUCCAAACUUGCUGCUUGCAGGAACUUUGCAAAGGACCAGAAAGCGAGGAAGACAUACUCUUUCGAUAACAGCAACGCACUUAAUGCAAACAUGACCAACUACUCAAGGUCGCUAAGUACUUCUUACUUUGAUAAAGCGAACAUGAAUGGACUGGAGACUGCUCACCUCACAGCCAUUACUGUCCCUCCUGCUGCCUCCUCUCCAGGGUUAGUGCCCCUCACUGUGUGACACAAACCACCUUUAUGAACUUCAGCUAAAACCUUUAAACCCAUAUGCAAGAAGAGUUUAGACGAAGACUGAACACAGUUGGUGUAUAACACGGUGGUCCAGAUGAUCCCAGUGUCUCUCUUCAUCUUUUCCCUCUGUCUUUGUAGUAGACACUCUCACGCCUGUGCUUCAUCCCUGCUGUAAUUAUGGGUGUGUAUCUGUAUUUACCUGUAUGUGUCACUGUAUCACCUCUAAAUCACUGGGUUGUAUAAAGACAAUGAAGUUCCUCUCUACUGUUGACACAGGAUUUCAACAGGCUUCAGCUGAUUUGCAAAAUGACUGCUAAUAGUCUUGAAGAGAAACGUUAUGCAAUUCCUUAUGGUCAAAUCAAUGAUUUGGUAAAUUUAUUUUUUUUAACUAAUACUUUUUCAAUUGCAAUAACUUUAUUAGUGAUAAUGCAUUCACAACUGCAGCAUUGAAUGCAAAUCAAGGGUGAUGCGAUAUACUGUAUAGGUCAUUUUUGAUGCCGAUUCAAUGUUUCAAGCUUUAUCUAGUUGAAGAUUUAAAUUACUAUCUUUGUUUUUUGCAGUUUUCUCACCAGCUUUAACCUGAACUUUGAGCUAUUAGCAAAGGGGUAAUGGAAGUCUCUGUGUCACUGUUUAGGGCCAAAUGUGUCAUUAACUUCUGAACUUUGUGUCAUGAUGUGCACAGUAUUGGUCAUAUUGAUCGUUAUUUAUAGACUGCCAGGUGAAGUUGUGAUGUCCUCGUGUUCAGAGUAGGUAAGCAGCUUGUAUUCUGUAGUCUUUGUUUUUAUCUUGUUCAAAUCUGGCUUUUUUGUUUCAAAUUUAUUACAAAACUCAAUUUCAGUAACAGACAAGUAAAGCACUUCGACCUCGAGUUACACAAAAUGUCACUUUUUUUCCUGUCUAUUCAAGUGCAAUAUUGCUUGUGUGGGUUUAUUUCAGAUUUCUUAAGUAGCAUGUUUUAAUAAAUGUUGUUUAAAGUUGUUCGCUAUUUAUUCAACGUAAUUGUUAAUUUUUAUGUAGCUUUUAUGUAGCUCAUACUGGAAAGAAUACACUGGCCUAGAAUUAAGGAUUAAUUACUAGACCUCUUACCAGCAAUUUCCUUCAAUCCCCCCCCCCAAUCAUAGCAUCCAUUAUAGAAAUUAUAUCAUCUUAUGCAGUAAUGUUAAUUCAUAGUUAUUUAAUAUUACCUUUUGGACACAGUAUUAUCUUAUAUAUGUCUGUUAUUGUGUGAAGACACUAUGAACCUGUGCACCUCGAGAAAACGCACACGUACACGAGGAGAACAUGCCUACUGGAUACAGGAGGACCAUCCAGUUACCACCGGACCGGCGAUCUUCUUCCUGUAAGGCGAGUACUAACUACUGUACUAACUACUUGUUCCAUCCCUUUCAGGUUACAAACGCCUGUAGAAAGAAGGACGUCAACUAGUGUCUAUUUGAGCAAAUGCCGCCCUCUGUUGGGCAAGAAUGUAACUCGUAGUCAAAAGAGCAUAUCAGGAAUUGUGUUUAUUUAUCAUUCAAAAAUCUAAACAGACCAUAUAUAAUAAAUCAGUUAUAUAUUAAUGUGUGAACAUCAGAUUUUUGUAUGACGGACUUCGGCGGCGCUUAUAUUGACUGUAUAGAUGAUGUUUGCACAUGACAAUUCCAAAGCCUUCACGUGUCACACAUGAA
Cynoglossus semilaevis (tongue sole) is the source of this 3440-nucleotide messenger RNA. Its product is annotated as nuclear distribution protein nudE-like 1-B. The transcript has 11 exons. Gene Ontology annotation, molecular function: microtubule binding. NCBI's taxonomy places the organism in Eukaryota, Metazoa, Chordata, Actinopteri, Pleuronectiformes, Cynoglossidae. The coding region runs from base 734 to 1765 and encodes 343 amino acids. The record is from RefSeq and is a predicted model, not a curated record. Gene Ontology annotation, biological process: vesicle transport along microtubule; microtubule nucleation; regulation of neuron projection development. Gene Ontology annotation, cellular component: kinesin complex; centrosome; kinetochore.